CUUUUCUUUUCGGUCUCGAUCUCCAUCCAACUUCCAAUCCUAAAGUAACAAAACAAAUUCUUACUUCAGACGUUCGUCUAUAUUUUGAACAUUCAAUUCGACACCUGUUUCUCGAGUGGUCGUCAGUAUAUCCACCUCAAACCAGAAUGGCAUGGGCAGGCAACAUUGGUGCAGGUGGUGACUUUGGUUCACAGAAUACCUGGCCAGAUGGUACAACCAUUACCAAUCAUGGCACUGGGUCAUCAAAAAGAGCAUCAAAUCAAGGAUACAACACAUCAUCUAGCACGGGUGGUGACGGCGGCAGGGUAAACCUCAAAGAUCUGACAGCACAAGCAUCCAAUGUGGUUAUCAUUGGGAUUGUAAUUGCAAAACAGAAACCAAGACAAGUACAAAGCAAAUCAAAUCCUGGUACUGACCGCUCAGUGUUUGGUUUUACUCUGCGAGACUCUCCUGUUGACUUCAUCAAUGCAUCAUGCUGGGGAUCUAGUGAACAUGUCCUGGCACUCAGCAAUAAAUUCAGGAUUGGCGAGAUUGUUGAGAUCAAGAAUCCACAGGUCCAGACUAAGUCACACAGUGAGAUUGAAGAGAGAUGUAGACCAUGGACUCCAAGCGCCUUCCAGCUGAACGUGAGUGAGCGCUAUUCCACAUUGAAUCUCUAUGACGGAUGGCAUGCAGAGCCCUUUGGUACCUUACAGCACAUGCCAAUUCGAGAAAGCAGUGAUUAUUAUACUCUAGGUGAUGUCUUGGCUAAUGGUCGUAAUCUUCAUGGAGAACACAUCAACCUACUUACGCUCGUCAAAAAGGUUGGUACUCCAAAAGACAUUGUAACAAAAGGGGGACGUGAGACAAAGAGAUGCGAGGUUUCAUUCUUCGAUGAAACCUGUUCCUCGUUUUCUAUGGUCAUCUGGGAUGAAGAAGUCAUAGACCUGGUGCAGCAGUGGCAAGCCAAGGAGACCGUGAUAUUUGCUGUGGAUGUUGUAGCUAAAUAUGAUGAUUUCAGAAAUACGAUGGUAGCUAGUGUGGACUCUAAGUCUAUCUUCAUUAUCAAUCCUGACACCCGUGAGGCACACUCUCUGUACAAGUUUGGUCAAUCAUCUACAGCUGAUGAGGAGAGUGCAGAAGAAACAAAGGACAGCAUUGAUUUACAAAGCAUCCAUGAUGUGUACAUGGUGGACGAGCUGAAAGCUAAGAUGUGUGACAAGCAGUCUGUGAUGAUGCAGUCAGAUUAUGGCAUUGUCUAUGCAUUCCUAUCAGCCUAUGAUCUCGAUGGACCAACCUCCGCAGUCUUGUCUAUGAGAUGUACAAGCUGUCACAAGAGGGUAGAUAAGGAGACAGGGACUUGCUUGAACAGUAAUUGCUCUGCUGCCAUCACUGACCAGUCCCAAGCCAUUCUGAACUAUGACCUCAGAGUCAAUCUAUCUGACCUUUCUGGAACUAUCAAUGGAGUCUAUGUUGGAGGAUAUGUGGCAGAGCAAAUCAUUGGAAAGUCAGCAGAGGAAUUCUCCAAGUGUUCUGAAGAUGAAUUGACUGGGAUGAAAUGGCAGCAUCUUCUUGAGCGAUGUAAGGUGUACUUUAAGAUUCAAGAGAGACCAGGUAUCAUCAAUGGAUCAUCUUCAUUCCUCAAGAUCUUACAGUGUGGCAGAGCUGAACCUGAUGAGGUACUCAAAAACAUCAAAGUCUAGUGUGUGUCUCGCAUCAAGUAUCUAGAGUAGAAAUAUGAUUUAUAUGUUUCAUUGGUUUACAUAAUGUGUGUGUAUUUUAUUUGCAUGUAACAGCUAGGGCACUAUCUGAACACAAUUCAAUACAUGCUUACAGAGUGAAACUUGCAAAUUCAAAAAUAAGAUCUAUAUAACCCAAUAUUUAUUCCAUUGCUUAGGUGUAGUUACUUA
Strongylocentrotus purpuratus (purple sea urchin) is the source of this 1889-nucleotide messenger RNA. RefSeq names its product meiosis-specific with OB domain-containing protein. Gene Ontology annotation, molecular function: single-stranded DNA 3'-5' DNA exonuclease activity; single-stranded DNA binding. NCBI's taxonomy places the organism in Eukaryota, Metazoa, Echinodermata, Echinoidea, Camarodonta, Strongylocentrotidae. The coding region runs from base 147 to 1682 and encodes 511 amino acids. The transcript is spliced from 13 exons. Gene Ontology annotation, biological process: resolution of meiotic recombination intermediates. The record is from RefSeq and is a predicted model, not a curated record.